Messenger RNA from Carya illinoinensis, 1065 nucleotides. Its product is annotated as bidirectional sugar transporter SWEET1-like. Gene Ontology annotation, biological process: carbohydrate transport. The transcript has a single exon. The record is from RefSeq and is a predicted model, not a curated record. The coding region runs from base 1 to 801 and encodes 266 amino acids. Gene Ontology annotation, molecular function: sugar transmembrane transporter activity. Gene Ontology annotation, cellular component: membrane. NCBI's taxonomy places the organism in Eukaryota, Viridiplantae, Streptophyta, Magnoliopsida, Fagales, Juglandaceae.
AUGGAGAUUGUGCAUUUCAGCCUGUUCAGAAUAUUUGGAAACAUCACUGCUUUAUUUCUCUUCUUGGCCCCAAUAAUCACAUUCAAGAGGAUCAUACGUAAUAAAGGCACAGAAAAAUUCUCAGGCGUUCCAUACGCGAUGACAUUGCUCAAUUGCCUCCUUCCAUACGCGAUGAAAUUUUACGGCCUUCCCUUUGUGCCUCCAAACGAUCUUUUAGUAUCAAUCAAUGGCACCGGGGCGGCAACAGAAUUCAUAUACGUGGUCAUCUUUCUCAUAUAUGCGCCCAAAAGGGAGAGGGGUAUAAUUUUGGUGAUCUUUUCGCUCGUGUUCUCAGUUUUCUCAAUCGCGGCCUUGGUUUCCCUUUUGGUGGACUUGGACAGCAAGACCAAGAAGGUGUUUUGUCGGUUUUCUGCGAGCAUAUUAUCCAUCAUCAUGUAUGCCUCGCCUCUAUCAAUUAUAAAGACUGUGACUGAAACUAAGAGUGUUGAAUUCAUGCCAUUUUUCCUGUCACUGUUCGUGUUCUUGUGCGGCACUUCUUGGUUUGUGUUUGGGUUGCUCAGACGUGACCCUUUUGUUGCUGUGCCAAAUGGCUUCGGCUAUGGUUUAGGGGUGGCGCAGCUGAUCUUGUACUUUAUCUACAGAGAGAACAGGGGUACUUCCACCGCAAAACCCACUGAUAUGGAAUCUGUGAAGACACAGCUGCCCAAGGAAAACAAAGAUCAGAGCCAAUCCAAUGUAAGUGAAGCUCAAGUAGACCAUCUAGCUAGAGCACUUCGUCAUCUAGACACAUGGCGUAGAUAGUUCAAAGCCUUGGAGCAAUGGGUCCUCCAAUAAGUAGUACGUUUACACACCCACUUAUAUGUAGAAAUAGUCUUUAUAAUAUACGUUACAUUCUUAAAUGCUCUAAGCACCAGUUGAUUUCGAAAAAAAGGAAGAAGUAUUGAACGGUGAUAUUCUAUAAAACGUAUGUUCUGGCAUUUAAAAAUACUCGUAAGCAACAUACAGUUCAGUGUUUAAAAUAAUUUAUUACUCUAUCGAGAUAAACUGAGGUGCCCCCAGCCUCUG